AUGAGGGUAGGGGAUCAGAUUCUGGAGGUCAAUGGACGUAGCUUCCGGAGCAUUUCUCACGACGAGGCCGUGCAGAUCUUGAAGAAUUCCCGCCACAUGCUGAUGACCAUAAAAGACGUGGGGCGGCUGCCUCACGCACGGACUGUGGUGGAUGAGACCAAAUGGAUUCCCAGUGCACAGAUCGCUGAGAGCUCGGCCAAUAGCAACGCCCAGAGUGUUCUGCCUGUUGAUGUUGGAGCAGGAAGUUCAGGAAAGUCAAUCUGUUGUAAAGGUGUUGUGCCAGCGGUCGGAGCGGUGCGCGCAGGAGCCUGGAGCUCACUGGAGGAGCAGGCGUUCAUGCUUCUGACAGAGACAGAGAGACAGACCAUGAGCUAUUACAUUCAAGAGUACCUGCGCGCACACAUCGGUGUAGAGCCUCUGGCCAUGGCCCUGUUUGAACUCUUCAACACACAUGCCAAGCUGUCCUUGCUGGCUGAGGUGCGGACUCUGAUCGCCCCGCAGGAUCUGGAGCGAUUCGACAAGCAGGUGUUACAUCGCGAGAUGGAAGCGUGGAGAGCUCGGCACAGAGGCCCGGGCCUCCUGCACCCUGACUCUAUCUGCGUCACCCAUUCAGAGGGCCACAUUCCUGCUGCCUGCCAGCUGACCACUGCAGUCCCCGGCUACAACAAGAAUGAGUGCAGGUUGGAUGGGAGUUUGAUGCCACUUGAGAGUCUUGAUUCUCUUCCUGAUGUUUCUCUGGACAAGGUGCAGCCGUCAUCCGAGUCACCCCCCUCGUUCAAGCCUCCCCCUCCACCUGUUCGACACGCCAGCCCUAAAAAUCAGAUCAAACAACCUUCGUCCAAGGUGUCCCAGACCAAUCUGCUCUUUACCGCCCCCUGUAGGCGGCAUCAGGAAAACCACACCCACAAUCACUCGCACUCGCCCUGCUCUGCUCACACCUCCCCAUGUACCAUCCACCACACCGCCUCCACCUGCUCUGUCCGUCACACUCCUCCACCCUGCUCUCACCAUCACAGCUCUCCACGAUCAUUAUCCUACCACGCUAGCCCUUCUUCUGGACCCCCAUGUAAAGAUUUGGUUCAGUUUCUGAUGAGCAGGCAGGCGGCGGUGCUCUCCCCACACCUAGAGUCUCCAAAUCGUUCUAGAGAGGGAACCCCCAUGAUCUCUCCACGCUCCUCUCCAUCGAUUUCGCCUUCACUGCUAAUGCCUGCGCCGCCCCCCUGUAGCCCUGAGAAGCUCGAGGGCUCCCCCUCUACACACAGCUGCGGUGCCGCCCAGACCAGCCCGCUACACCCCGAGCCAGAGACAACAGAGGAAAGGCCUCAGCCCCAACUACGAGGAGCCACGCUGUCCCAGCUGUCAGACAGCGGACAGACUCUGAGCGAGGACAGUGGAGUGGAUAUCGCAGAGGCUGGGGGGCUGAGUAAGGACAGCAGCCCGCGACCAGGUAAACCUCCGUUCCUCCAGGUCACAGGUGACACACGCAGAGCGGAAGGACUCGCACAGGCCUCCGCAAAACAGAUGAGAGUAAUGGAGCCUACACUUGUACGGGUGCCCAAGUGUGCCAGUACACUGGGGAUUGCUGUUGAAGGGGGUGCCAACACCAGACAGCCUCUGCCGCGCAUCGCGACCAUACAGAAGGGGGGCUGUGUGCAUAUCUCUGGACAGUUUCGGGUGGGUCAGGUGAUUCUGGAGGUGAACGGCGUGUCGCUUAAAGGCAUGGAGCACCGGGACGUAACUCGGGUCAUUGCCGAGGCCUUUAAGACCAAAGACAAAGACUAUGUCGACUUUUUGAUCGCCGAGUUCAACUCUGCUCUGUAGAAGUUGUCCCUUGAGAGUUUUACUAGACGCCACUGUGAAGACUUUACGUCACGUCCACACAGAGCGGCUGAAUGAGUCAUGCUUGUCAUAUCUGAGUCACAGUUAGCUUAGAGUUCAAAAGCUGCAACACGCCCACCUUACGUCUGUGUUCUCGCUAUAACAACGAGCAGCUGCCACACACCUUCACUGAACCUGUUCCUGGUAUGUUCCAGUGGAUGAUCUGCAGAGCCAAGACUGUUGCUGAUAUGUUUGAUAGGACGAGACCAGGGUUAUAUCAAGUCUGUCAGAUCUGUGCCAUAAACACACACACACACACACACACACACACACACACUACCGUUAAGUUUGGGGUCUGUAUGAUUUCUUGAAAGAAGUCUCUUAUGCUGUCUUAUCUGUGUAUAUUUUAAUAUAUUUUACUCCAUAUACAGCCACAUACUUUAGUCUGUGUUGUUACAUGAUUCUUCAGAAAUCAUUCUAAUAUGCUAAU
This is a messenger RNA of Sinocyclocheilus rhinocerous, 2308 nucleotides long. Its product is annotated as whirlin-like. NCBI's taxonomy places the organism in Eukaryota, Metazoa, Chordata, Actinopteri, Cypriniformes, Cyprinidae. Bases 1 to 1821 code for a protein of 606 amino acids. The record is from RefSeq and is a predicted model, not a curated record. The transcript has 10 exons. Gene Ontology annotation, cellular component: plasma membrane; photoreceptor inner segment; stereocilium tip. Gene Ontology annotation, biological process: sensory perception of sound; auditory receptor cell stereocilium organization. Gene Ontology annotation, molecular function: protein binding.